Messenger RNA from Colletes gigas, 2420 nucleotides. RefSeq names its product dolichol kinase (gene Dolk). The record is from RefSeq and is a predicted model, not a curated record. Lineage: Eukaryota; Metazoa; Arthropoda; Insecta; Hymenoptera; Colletidae. The transcript is spliced from 7 exons. Gene Ontology annotation, biological process: dolichyl monophosphate biosynthetic process. Gene Ontology annotation, molecular function: dolichol kinase activity. Bases 221 to 1636 code for a protein of 471 amino acids. Gene Ontology annotation, cellular component: endoplasmic reticulum membrane.
UAAUGGAAGAAUUCAUUACUGAUUUUAUCUAAAUUGUACUUAAUACAAGUGAUUUCAUCGUUCGUUUAUGUAUUACGUAUUAACAUGUGCGCAAGAACAGAAGAUACGACGGAAAAAGAGUGACCUUUUAGUGACUAACGCCCAUUUCCCACUAUUUCUCACGGUAAAAGAGAGGAGGUGUUAUUAAUGGUGUAAAAACGUGUUUCGUAUUGUACCAACAAUGGAGUUUUUAAUAGAGAAGUACUUGUGUUUUGAGGAAAGGAUAUUACAGAGCUUGAAAAAUAAUGGCAUAAAACAUCGGACUAAAGCCAAUAGCGGAUUAUGGCUUGGAACGUUAGUAGGUUUAAGUUCAAUUUUAACUAUAUUGAAAGAAGAUUCCAGUUACUCCGAAAUUUGCCUCAUUGCAGCCCUUACAGGCGUUGGCCUUCUUAUUAGUUGUGCAUGUUUAUAUUUAAGAUUGUCAACAGAAAGAGUCGCAGUCAGAGACUUUCAAGUUAUAUAUUUUUUACCAGCUUUAAUAACGUCCAUGUUAUAUCUUCUGAUAGCAAAUAAAGGAUUAUUAGUGAGCGUGACAUGGGGCUUAAGCGUAGCAAGUUUAGGUACAUGGGGUGUCCUUCAAUUGAUGUCUAUAUUUCCUGGUUGUUUCACGAUCGGAGAAGCAACAUCUGUGAUACACGGUUGUAUCCUGUUUCUAAUGUCUGUAGUAACAAACUUGCCAUUACGAUAUCAUUUACCACCAAUUCAUAACGACGAUAUCGCUACGGUUUUACUACAGGUUGUAAUGUUAUAUGUAAUAUCAAUUUGCAUAAUAUCUGGAUACUUUCCAAUUUUUCGUUUAACUAGAAAUUUUUACAUAAUGAUAAUUAGUCUCCUGUUAAUUGUAUUUUUGCCAUUACUGUACAUCAUAUUGGAUCAAAAUCCUCUAGUAUGGUUGCUUUUAUUUAUUUUCGAUAAAGCAAGUAAGGUUGUUUUAAUCGGUUACUGGGCUAUAUGCUUGUUGCUAAGCGUAAUUGUUGUUGUAUACCAGAUAUUAUUAAAUUUCCAUGCAACAACUUCGACUAGAAAAAUCUUUCACUUAUUGGCUGUAUUAGUGUAUAUACCUGGUUUAAUUUAUGAACAAAUACUGCUCUAUCUUGCUAGUGGUAUAGUAAUGGGAUUGUUUGUAUUUCUUGAGCUAAUACGGUAUCUGAGAAUACCGCCUCUCGGAGGGGCAUUACAGCAAGGAUUUUCUGUAUUCGUAGAUGAGAAAGAUAAUUUGAUUUCUUUGACACCUUUAUAUUUACUUUCCGGUCUCUCUUUUCCACUUUGGAUGCCUACUAAUAACGUUCCAUUGGUAGCUUUGCUCAGUGGUGUCUUAACAGUUGGAGUAGGCGAUACUGCUGCUAGUUUUGUCGGUAGCAGGUGGGGUUCUCAUAAAUGGACAAGUACAAACAAAUCCAUCGAAGGAACAAUCGCUUGCAUUUUCAGCCAAGUUGGAUUAAUAUGUAUUUUAGCAUUUAUUGGUUACAUAGAUAGUGGUUGGUUACUUUUGAGAAGCAUAUUAUUUAGUGUUGCUCUGUCGUUUAUCGAAGCAUACACAAAUCAAGUUGACAAUUUAGCUUUACCUUUGUUGAUGUACGUGUGCUUAACUCUUUAGGCAUGUAAUAAGGAUAAGUGCUGAGAUGGACAAUAACAGUAGUAACUAUUUUUGAAAACGACUGAACUAUUAUGUUUUGUUUGUUCGGUGUAGAGUUGGACCAAAAGCAUAGUGCUUAUUUUAUCAAUUUACUUCUUUAUUCGCUUCCAUGCAUUUAGAAAAGUGCAUAUAUAUUUUCUGUUGUACAUAGUAUAUUUCUCCCAAAAAUUCACGUAUUGCAUUAACUUGUUCCAUUCUAAAUAAUAUUUAAAAUUUAGUUACUAGUCAAGAAUUUUUUAUCAAGUUCUUUGCAAUUUAUUCUUUUUUUUUUUCUUCGUUACUGUACAGUUUAAUAUUAUUUAAAGAUGUAUACAUAUACUUAAAAUUUUACUUUAUUAUUUAUGUUUCAAACAAAUAAGAGAGGACGUUACACGUACACGCAUACUAACAUAACGACCACCGUUGUUAUGACAUUUUUUAAAUAGUAUUUAUGUAAAAGUGUUCAUAUUUGUACAUAAAUAUGAGUAUCCGCGUAAGCUAAAAGUGUACAUUUGUUUAAAAAAACAGAGUUGUGUACGAAAGGAAUUUACGGUAAUUCAUACUUUUUUAUGUAAUUGUCUAAUUCGCUACUAUGUACAACUUGUGUAAAAAAGAUGACUCUGUGCCUAUAGUGUUACACUUACGUAAAAUUGGUACUUUGUAACGCAUACUUUACUCAUUCCUAUCAACGCAUUUUUAUAUUCCGCCCGAAUGAAUCUGUGAACGAAAUUUACUUUUAUUAAUAAAAUAUUUUUGUAACUGUGUA